AUGCACAAUGAGAAUUUUCGUCAAUUCAUCGAGACUCGGGAAGCAUUUGAAGGGAGGUUAAAGAAUAUGCAAGGCCUGGAAUUUGUAGUAGCUCAGGAUCCUAUACAGGAAGCUGCUGCUGCUGUAGCGGCUGGAAAUGCUCCACAAGAACCAUCGAACAUAUGGGUUAUUAGGAAGCAAAAUAGGCGCCGGCAGCCGGGUAUGCAGGAGGAGGUCCAGAUACUGGCUACCUACUUUGUUCUAUCUACUGUCACGUCUCUCACCAAGGUACUCCCUGUCGCAUCGAAACAGCUGCUUUUUACGCCAUCUCACGGCCAUACGUACACUCCCCCAAUUCAGAAGCACACAGAGGCAAGCCAAACGACUGCUACCCAAUCCGCACAAGCUGGAAAAGAAGCCACUCCUGUACCCGGUACCCAAAAUACAACACCCGGCGCAGUGUCGCCGCCUUCCAAGCUAGGCGCAGCGGCAAGUCAGGAUAUGAGAACUCUUGCAGAUGCGCUCAAUCUCCUCUCCCGUUAUGGUGACGAGUAUAUGGAUGAGAUGCCUUUGGUCGGUGAACCAGGGUCCUUCAUCAUCUCAAAGAAUGCCGCAAAUACAUUGGCAGUUCCCGGCACUGAGAACCCUUCUGGCAGUGUCGGAACAACCAAGUCCAUUGUGCGAUCACCAUCGGGGACUCCAGUGCCAAAACCAGGAGGACCAGAUACACCUAGCGCCUCACCUGCACUUGGAGGUGUGACUGACUCCAAUCAACCUUCAAUAGGGAAAGGUAAAAAGAGGGCUAUCACCAACACGAUGUGA
Molecule: messenger RNA, 801 nt
Organism: Trichophyton verrucosum HKI 0517
Lineage: Eukaryota; Fungi; Ascomycota; Eurotiomycetes; Onygenales; Arthrodermataceae
Exons: 2
Coding region: 1-801 (266 amino acids)
Biological process (GO): regulation of transcription by RNA polymerase II
Cellular component (GO): mediator complex
Molecular function (GO): transcription coregulator activity
Source: RefSeq, a predicted model, not a curated record